Molecule: messenger RNA, 1897 nt
Organism: Boleophthalmus pectinirostris (great blue-spotted mudskipper)
Lineage: Eukaryota; Metazoa; Chordata; Actinopteri; Gobiiformes; Gobiidae
Product: stomatin-2-like
Exons: 7
Coding region: 190-1074 (294 amino acids)
Cellular component (GO): plasma membrane
Source: RefSeq, a predicted model, not a curated record
CUCCGUCGCUAAUGGCAACGUUACGCGGAAGUGGCAGCAGCACGCACAGGACGCAGACGCAGCUAAUCCCGAUAGUAACGGGUUAAUAAACAAAACAAAGAAAGGAAAAAAAACGAGAAACUUAUCGACAAAAAACAUGAAUAAACCGUGAUUUUAACUUGACUUAAUGUUGUAUUCAAUUGGAGACUCAUGUUUGGUCGUAACAAGGUGGGAGUUCUCCGCACGGAUCCUGAAAAUGUUGAAAAUAUUCCUACAGAUGGAGGGAGGAGGCAACGGGGCGUGCUGGAGGUACUGGGAGCCGUGAUUACCGCGCUGUCCCUGCUUUACAUCGCCCUCACAUUCCCGGUCACCAUAUGGGGCUGCGCCAGGGUAAACACCAAAUCUCCAAAUAUCAUUCAAGAGUAUGAAAGAGCCGUCAUCUUCAGGCUGGGACGACUUAUUAAAGGCAAAGGAGUCAAAGGACCAGGUUUGUUUUGGAUCAUCCCGUGGCUGGACGAGAUUCAGACUGUCGACCUGAGAACCGUCUGCAUCGACGUUGAACCACAGGAGGUGCUGACAGCAGACUCAGUGCCCCUGCAGGUGGAUGCCGUGUUGUUUUACCGCGUGGUGGAGCCGGUGCUGUGGGUGACUCGUGCUCAGGACGGGCCUCUCCUCACUCGGCUCUUGGCUCAGACGUCGCUCAGAGCCACGGUGGGCUCUCACUCUCUCUCACAGAUAAUCACACAGAGGAGGAGCAUGGCCCAGAAGAUGGAGGAGGUGAUAGGAGCCGCGUCGAGGCCGUGGGGCGUUCGGGUGCAGCGGGUGGAGCUCAGGGGGCUGGUGCUGCCCGUGGACCUGCUGCGCUGCAUGGCCCUGGAGGCAGAGGCCCAGAGAGUCGCCCGGGCAAAGUUGAUCUCUGCUGAGGCUGAGCUCGGAGCGUCUCUUGCCCUGCAGCGUGCCGCCUCCGCUCUGUCUCCCGUCGCGCUCCAGCUCCGGUACCUCCAGUCGCUCUCCUCCGUCCACAGCUCCGCCUCCGUCAUCGUCACCGCCGUUCCCAUGGAGAUCCUCAGAAAACUCACGCCCCACAUCACGUAAAGUCGACUUUUUCCUGCAAAUCAAAUUUAUUUAUAAAGUCCAGUGUUUCAGACAUUGCACAAUAUUUAAACCAAAGAAACAAACACUAAAGACGCUCUGUGUAACUUUUCUAGCGUACAGUCUGCCUCCUGCUUGUUUCCGUGGAAAUAUUAGGCUAUUGUUUUACCUGUAAUGCUCUACUGUGUGUCAUCAAACAUAUUUAUCUCCAUGGAAACAAGCAGGUGAAGCUACUAAGCUAAGUUAGAGGUCAGAUCCAUGGAGAGGCGAGCACACUCACAGUAAGAAUACAUGUUUUUCAAUGUAUUUUUUUUUGACAAAUAAUAAUAACUGAAUGAAUGAAACUGUAGAUACUGUCAUACUGUAGAACAUUUUAAUAAUAAUAAUAACUCUUUCAAAGUGCUGAAUGAGCCACAAAGAACAAUACAAAAAGAAAUAAAAUAAUAAUAAAAUAGCACACAGAAAGCAUACAAAAACAGACAAGGAUGCAAACAAUUCAAUAAAUUAUAAGAAAUUAAUAAAAAUAAAAAGAAGUAAGGAAAAAAAAGAAAUAAGGAUUAAAACCGAGCUAAAACAUUGCAAGAAAGUGAUAAGAUCUGCAUGGAGACAAGGUAAAGUUACAUAGUGCACUUUUAAAGAGAUACAUUUUUUAAUGAACAACUUUUUAUAGUAUUUUGACAGCAUGUUUGUAUAUUCAUUAUAAACUUAUAUUUGAGUUAUGUAAUGAGAUUUCACCUAAAAAUGUUUUCCACACGUUUGAUUGUUCCUUCAUGUCAGAUGUUUUGUAACAAAAGGGUGUUCAUAUUAUUUAGUAUUAUAUUUUAUU